UUUGAGUUGACUAGACUGUGAGAAAAUACUUGCGAGAUAGUUACCAAAAUUUGAAUAAACAAUCAAAUCAUGCAUUCAAAAUCAACCCGACAUGAGUAAUUUACAAUAUCAUAUGGCGAUUCCGCAGCGGACUCUAAAUUCCUAAUGGGAUGGGAACAAACAUAGGGUUUUGCUGAGACUGUAACCCCAGACUUGUGUCAUCCUGUGAUUUUACCCUCGUCACCCCGACUUUAUUGGUCAGUAUAUCUGCGGACGUCGGUCUCGAGAAGAAGGACUUUGGCUGAUGUUAAAGCACUUUUUUGGGCGGACAGUUAGUGCCAUGUCUGCUGGAGUGUGGUUGUGUGUGCUGCCUGUGCUGGUGCUGGGGUCCAGCCCUGCGGGGACCGGGGCGACCCUCAGCGCAGCGGGGACUCUGGUGUGGGGACCCGGGCUGGAGCCGGACAUCGUCCUGCCUGCUCGCUUCUUCUACAUCCAGGCGGUGGAAAGCUCGGGGAACAAUUUGACAGCAUCGCCUGGUGAGAAGACCUUUGAGGUGAACAUCGUUUCUCCAGUGGAGCAGUUCACCAGGAUAUGGAUACAGGUCCUGGAUCGACGGGAUGGGUCAUUCCUCGUUCGCUACAGAAUGUACGCCACUUACACAGACCUGCACAUCCACAUUUUGCUCAAGGGCAAGCAUGUGGCGAAGUCACCAUAUAUUCUCAAAGGCCCAGUUUAUCACGAAGGAUGUAAUUGUCCUCAGCCACUUGGUUCUGUGUGGGAGGCCCAGAUGCAUUGUCCUCAGUCCUUUGCCCAGAUAGACAGGGACCUGUCCCUUUACACGACUGUUGACCCUGAUCGCAACGCACAGGAGAUCCCACAGCGCUUUGGACAGAGGCAAAGUCUCUGCCACUACACAAUCAAAGACAACAAGGUCUAUGUUAAAACAUUUGGAGAGCAUGUUGGUUUUCGAAUCUUUAUGGAUGCCAUUCUCCUGUCACUCACAAGGAAGGUUUUCCUCCCUGAUAUGGAGUUUUUUGUUAAUUUGGGUGACUGGCCACUGGAGAAGAGGAAACCUACUGAGAAGAUCCAUCCUAUCUUUUCCUGGUGUGGUUCAAACAACACCAGAGAUAUUGUCAUGCCCACUUAUGACCUGACCGAAUCUGUACUUGAGACCAUGGGAAGAGUAAGCCUGGAUAUAAUGUCCGUUCAGGCCAACACAGGACCACCAUGGGCUGAGAAGAAUGCCACAGCCUUCUGGAGGGGCCGGGACAGUCGGCAGGAGCGACUGGAGCUCGUCAAACUGUCCAGGGCUCAGCCUGACUUUAUAGAUGCUGCUUUUACCAACUUCUUCUUCUUCAAACAUGACGAGGACCUCUAUGGGCCGCUGGUCAAGCACGUCUCUUUCUUUGACUUUUUCAAGUACAAGUACCAAAUAAACAUUGAUGGCACCGUAGCAGCAUACCGCCUGCCUUACCUGCUGGCUGGGGACAGUGUGGUUUUGAAGCAGGAUUCUGGUUACUAUGAGUAUUUCUACAACAACCUGAGACCUUGGCAGCAUUACAUCCCUAUAAGAGCAGACCUGGGAGACCUGCUAGAGAAGAUCCAUUGGGCUCGUGAACACGAUGAAGAGGCAAAGAAAAUUGCAGUUGCGGGUCAGCAGUUUGUCCGCAAUCAUCUUAUGGGUGACACUGUAUUUUGUUACUACUACAAACUUUUCAAGGAAUAUGCCAAACUCCAGAUUACAGAGCCGAAGAUUCGGAAGGGCAUGGAGCUUGUGGAGCAGCCCGCUGAUGACCUGUUUCCAUGCCUCUGUCACCGGACUACGGCAAAGGAUGAACUUUGACCUCUCACUACAAAGAUAAGCCCUACAUAUCCAGUAUACUGCCAAAAAUAAAAACCUUGGAUGCGAAUUAACUGUAUGACUAUGACAUAAAUAUCUUUUAAACUUUUUUUAAUAAAUAUUUUUCUUUGUGCAUAUUGUGUUUUCCAUGAUAUACACAAUUUAGAUGUACAACAUUUACAAUUUUUGUUGAACUGUGGUCUAACAGCCGAAUAUUAGACCUGUUGAAAAGCAACAUAUUUUCAGCAACUUUAAAGGAGUAGUAUGUGAAAAUCAAACAUGCUUGGGAGCGCAUACUUGGGUGUCUAAUGUUACAGCCAUCAUAACCUUGUCACUUUUUGGGGGGAUGAAGAGGACUGAAAAUGUUUUUGAGUGAGCUACUAAUAUUUUCAGGUUACUAUGACAUCACAGACGCUCAUCAAAAUUGACAUACAGUAUUCAUAUUCCCCAUCUUCAUCUCUUGCUGCAUUUGCUAUACCUCAUAAUGGGUAGUCCAAGAGGGGAGACCCCACUGAGAAGAGGUUUUGGGUGGAUUUGGUAGAUGACACCAUCUUAAAAGGGGCUGCUAUGAACAGAGCCAUAAAGAUAUAGUUAAAAAGGGUAUCUUUAUGGGAUUUUGACCAAAGUGUUUUAGACAUUUCAUUAAGAUCAGAGGAAUUUUAAUCUGUUUUUGUUUUGUUUUUUGGAAAAGGGCAAAAUAGUAUAUCUCCUUUUAAGGCUUUGUAGCAAUCGUUUUAUGCCACCUCACUGUGCUGUUUGAAACAGAGCCAUGAGAUGUUUUGAUAGGCCUCUGUUGCUGAUUUAAUGGUGAAAUGAGGGGGAGGAGCUGUAUGCAAGGACAAGCAAUGUCAUGAAAGUCAGCGUUUUUUUGAUAAUGUUUGUUACUCAGGUGAUUCCACAAUGCUGUUAUGCUGUAUUAUUACCUAAGGUGAGCAGCAGCUGCCCUCCACAUUGACCGGUCGUAUUAGAGAUCCAGCUCCCUGAGCCGUCUGCACACUGACACUCCCCUGAUCGCUCUACCAAGUACUAGCCCUACUUCACCAUUCCAACCAAUCAUGUCUGUCUGCUGGAGUGGACAUAAUGCAUGACAGACAAGCCUCUUUUUUUCUUUUUCUGCGGUAUUUCUGAGUUUUUCAGAGCCUGUCAGAUUCCUUAAUCGCUGAAACAAAAAUCAAGUCAGUUACAGGAUUCUGCAGAAAAAAGAACUACAGUACACUCACGGGCCAAUUUAUUAGGUAAACCCUACUAGUACCAGGUUGGACCCCCUUUUGCCUUCAAAACUGCCUUAAUCCUUCGUGGCAUAGAUUUAACAAGGUACUGGAAAGCCCGUAUUGACAUGAUAGCAUCACGCAGUUGCUGCAGAUUUGUCGGCUGCACAUCCAUGAUGAGAAUCUCCCGUUCCACAACGUCCCAAAAGUGCUUUAUUGGAUUGUUUAUUUUAUAUAUUCAUCAACCAACCUCAUCUAUAUAGAUGUGUCUGUUGUGUAUCUGCCAACAUCCUGACCUGCAGGUCAGUAAUAUGUACAAAACUCUUAGUUCUCCUGCUAAGAGAUAGUUAAUAUUCAUAUCUUGUCUUUUGUACCUUCAACAAUAUAUCUGCGCCUCUCCUCUCUCUGUUCAUUCUUUGUCUGAUCUCUCUUUGCCUGCUCUGCCCAGCUGGCCUUCAGUAGGCGGUUGGGUCCUCUUAUGAUCCAGGUCCUGCUCAAUGUUUCUUCCCUCCUAAAGAGGAGUUUUUACCUGACGUUGUUUAUGUAAUAAUUGCUCGGGGGUCAUGUUCUGGGUCUCUGGAGAGCACUUAGAGACAACUUGUAUUGCAUUAGACACUUUAUAAAUAAAAUUUAAAUGAAUUGAUUUGAAUAAGAGCUUACAACAGAGAAGUCAAUGUACAUAGAUAAUGGUGAGCGCACAAGAUUAAUGCACAUUUAGACUAUACAUUCCGGUACUUGUAUUUUAAUGUGCAUGAGACAUCUGCAGCUGUUUAUUGGGGUCUUUUUUACAAGGGCUUGCAUUUAAGUGCCAGUGAAAUUUGGAAAGAUCAAAUGUACUGUCACCUCACAGCAAAAAUAUUCAUGGUUCAGAUCUUUGCAAUGGCUUUCUUAUGAGAUUUGUUGACAGGAGUACUUUUGGCUCAGGUUACGGUUUGCACCCAAACGUAGAUUUUGCUUUGCAGUGUUGAGAACACAAAUCCCAUUCAGCUGUACAGAUAAAACAUUCACAAAAGACGCAACAAUAAAAUCAAGUAAAUCAAUAAAAACAAAAUGUUCCAGCGCAAAUCAGGAUAAAUCCAAUAAAAGUUUAGAGUACUCUAAAAUAAAGAAAAUAGAACCAAAUAGCUACUUAAAAUACCAAAUAAAAAAUUUGCACCGCACAUAUAUACAUGUGCAAAUGUUAUAACUUGUUCAUCAAUGAAGCAGCAGGAGCAAAGCUGUUCCUAAAACAUUUAGUUUUACACCUUAAAACCAAAAACCUAGGAAGCAGCUGAAAUGCAAAGUGCAAAGGGUGUCGUCAGUCUUGAUCCAUCAUGACAUCUGCUGCUGUUGUCUGGUAUACUGGGAGUCUGGACUGGUCUGAAAUCACUCGAUUUAGUUCUUGUUUCUUGUUUUCAAGAUUACCAAAUCUGAAUAAUGAGUGCUCUAAAUUAGACUGCAUAUUAAGGCCAGUAUGUGUAUAAAAAAAACAAAACAAAACAAACAAGUAGGAUAGUCAGCAUGGGGUAACUCAAAGUAUUUAUUUGAAGAAACAAAAAGAACUGAAUACUUGUUUGAUUUUGAGAGCUAUUGGGUGGAUUAUUUUAAUUUUACAUCACUGGUCUGUGAUGCAAAGUAGUAUAAAAUGUCAACUGUAUGGUUUGAAAACUAGGUUAAAAGAAUCCACACUUAAAUGUAUAUUUAUUACACGAUCAAUGUUUGAAUUAAAAAAAAAAAAAAAAAAAAAAAACAAACAAACAUUUUGUUCCUGAAAUCCCCCCUGAAUCCACCCAACUGCAAGGAUCAGAAUUAUAAUAUGUUUUUUUUGUGUGUUUUUUUUUUAAUCAGGGUUAUCCCAAUCAUACUAAAAAGUUUUGAACAACCUAAAAGUGAGGAUUUUAUCCAGAUCAAAACCAAGAUUAGAUUACCUUUGACCAAUAGAGCCCUGCAUCUGUUCUAAUCAGUUCCCAGAGUCAGAACCAGACAUGGAGAAGCUGCGUUCAGCUUCUAUGUUCCCCAUGUCUGGAACAAACUCCCAGAAAGCCUCAGAUCAGCUGAAACAGUGUAAUCAAAUCCAUGUUGGUUUUCAGCUGCAUUUGAAUAAAGCUUCAAAUCUGCACUGGUACUUUUAAGCUUGAGUUUCACUACUGUUUUAACUACCGUUUUAUAUCUCUUGUUUACAUUCUAAAUCAUGCUUUUAUUCUCUACUGUGUUUAUGUUUUAAUGUUUGGAAAUGAAUUUGUUGAAUU
Molecule: messenger RNA, 5255 nt
Organism: Cololabis saira (Pacific saury)
Lineage: Eukaryota; Metazoa; Chordata; Actinopteri; Beloniformes; Belonidae
Gene: poglut2
Product: protein O-glucosyltransferase 2
Exons: 10
Coding region: 284-1822 (512 amino acids)
Cellular component (GO): endomembrane system
Molecular function (GO): protein binding; glucosyltransferase activity
Source: RefSeq, a predicted model, not a curated record